AUGAGGUCCACUCCAAAGCCAUUCGGUUUCAUACAUGCUUGCCUGCUACUCAGCUGCCUAGUUCUCGGACAUCCCGAGAGUGAUCAGGUUCCCGGAGAUACUUUGACACGCUUCCUGUCCGCCAUAGGUAUUCAGUCCAACAGCAGCCAUGUACGAAAUAUCAAGGUCAGCGGCUCUCAGUUUCGAACCAGGUCUAUAAUAACUACAAUUUCUCUGGAUACUAUGGAUCAAACAGCCGUCCCUUAUGGAAGCCAGGUCAUUACGUAUUCGUAUGAAAAGGACUGUCUGAAGCAGAGAAUCGACAAGAUUGCUGGCUUAGGAACUCUUUGGGUAUUUGCUCGUCCAGGACUUGAGCCCAUGGACUAUUCGGUAGUGGUCGAAGAUUGCGAUCAAGGGUUUGCUGCAGUCACUAAAGGAAGCUAUUCCGUCUUCGAACCAGAGGCUGCCCCUGAGGGAUUCCUAGAUGGAUUCCUCUCCGCAUACAUGAUCUCCGAUGCUUACAAGUGGGAUCCUUUGUUAAUGGACAAGAUCCAAACUAGGAACACCUUCACCGUACGGUAUGAGCCAAUCGAAGGAGGUUUACUAGUCCCGGCAGUUUUCGACCGCACUCUCAACAUCUCAGUUCUCUUGCAUCCAGACACCGACCUACCUCUGGCCAUUCGUUCUUACGAGGAUCACCCUUUCUUUGGACCUUCAACCAAUGAUCUCCGAGUAUAUGACUAUGUAUCUGCAGACGGUAUUAUGAUACCGCGUCGUUACAAGGUUGUGUACAAUAACAAUCGGCUCAUUACAGACUUCCUCGCCGAUGAGGUCGUAGUCAAUGGCCCUAUCGAAGAGAUUACCUUCAGUCCACCCACAGAACGUCAGGAUGUCCACAUCCAUGUCGUUGAUCACACACUGACUGCCGAAAUUGGCGAGAAGUAUGCCAACUACCUAUGA
Boeremia exigua is the source of this 939-nucleotide messenger RNA. RefSeq lists its product as uncharacterized. The transcript is spliced from 5 exons. The coding region runs from base 1 to 939 and encodes 312 amino acids. The record is from RefSeq and is a predicted model, not a curated record. Lineage: Eukaryota; Fungi; Ascomycota; Dothideomycetes; Pleosporales; Didymellaceae.